AUGGGGGACGCCGACCGCAAGAUUCCGGCCGUGAAGUUGUUCGUCUCCCAGCUGAAUAGCGCUCGUCAGCCCGUCGAAGCCGCUGAUGUGACCGGUCUGGAAGAGAGCAACCUCGUCGGGCUAGUCCUCAUGGGCAUUGAGUUUACUCGAGUGUGGGUCCAGGGCAUUGUGAUCGAGGUGAAUCCUGCCGAGCGUAGCUUUAUCGUCGACGAUAACACGGGAACCGUGACAGCCGUUGUGCCCGGAAUCGGACUCGACGGCGGCACCAACGAUGCAGGGCAUGGUGUUCGUGAUGGUGGUGCUGACGGCUUGCCCAAGAAAGGACAGCACGUCCUAAUGGUUGGAGCGGUGGAGGCUCCGUGCGAUGAUAACGGGCAGGGUCGGCGGGUGCAGCGAAGAAGAAGCUCGUGCAGGCGAUAUCGUGUGCUUUGUGACGUUGUCAAGGAUGUGGGCCCCGAAAGCCCGAACAGGGAUACAUUGUGGGGUCUAGAGGUCAUAGAUUUUUGGAUGAGUCGACCGCGAAAUCCCCAGGGCUAA
Ectocarpus siliculosus is the source of this 537-nucleotide messenger RNA. Lineage: Eukaryota; Phaeophyceae; Ectocarpales; Ectocarpaceae. The record is from the annotation of a GenBank genome assembly.